Molecule: messenger RNA, 1839 nt
Organism: Tetrahymena thermophila SB210
Lineage: Eukaryota; Ciliophora; Oligohymenophorea; Hymenostomatida; Tetrahymenidae
Exons: 6
Source: RefSeq, a predicted model, not a curated record
AUGUAAAACAACAUACAUAAUUACUAUCCUUUUGAAGACGAAGAAGAAGAGAGAAAUUCAUGGAAUAAAACAAAGAAAAUGUUCAAUUAUGGUCAUUAUAGUUUGAAUUUCCACAAAUAAGAAAUUUACAUAAAGUAAUAGAAAAAAAUAUAUGAAACAAUAAAUUAUAAUAAAAUCGAGUAUCUCAGAUCAGAAGACAAAGAUCCUGAAAAUGAGUCAGGUUUAAAAAUGGUAUUAAUAAUAAGAAAAGGAAAAAGUAUGUUUUCAGAACAAUUAAAUAAUUCUUAUUUUGAUGAUAUUACAUUCUUGAUACUCUAUAAGAUUUAUCAAUAUCUUGAUUUAGAAUAUGAAUUAUAAGUCUUUAACAAGAGUUACAUAUUUUCUGAAGAUGAAAAUGAAAGAGAAUCUUGUUAUGUUCCAAUUUAAACAAAGAUUUAUUUGGAUAAUAAAAAUAAAAUCAGAGUUAAACCUGAUGAACUUUUCAUAUUAUAGAAGAUUUAAUCCAUUUAUGAGAAGAAAUUCAAUAAUAACAUUGCUUUAAUUUAUAGAUGUUAUAAGAAAUUAUAAUUAGAAUGGACAGAAAUGCAAGUUCUGUUCGAUAUUAGAAAAGAAUAAGAUAAAGGUACAGGAAUGUAUAAUAAUAAUAAUAACAAAACUUCUAAAUAAUUAUUAGAAGAAGAAGAAGAAUUCUAAAGAUAUUAAAUAGCAAAAGAAGAAAACUAUGAACUUUAUAAGACAAUAAAUCCAAAAAAAGUUCUCGCAUAAGAUGCAAUUAACAAUGCAGAAUUUUUGCAUUAAUAAAUAGAACCUGAAAUGUUAAAGGCAAGGAUAAGAAUCGAUAAUUAAGCAGCUAUUAAUGAUAGUAUCGAGAUUAAGGUUUCUAAAAGGGAUACAUUAUAUAUACCUUAUAAAAAUGACGAAAUUGAAGAAGAAACAUAAUCUUAAUGGCAGAUUGAACGUAAUGAGGAAAAAUUCUGCUAAAAAAUAGAAAAUACAAUUCUAUGUUUUAAAUCAAUAUCAAAAGAAAAAACAUUUAAAAAUGUUUAAAUUUUAGACAAAAAAGACUAGGAAACAAGAAAAAUUAUAGAUUUUUAACAUAUCAGAAACAAAUACGAAUUGCAUAAUCAUGUUUUUCAUCAAUAAUUCAUAGAAAUUGCAUCAGAAUUUUUUACAUUGGAGAAAAUUAAAAAUCCUUUCGAUAGGACAUAUUAUGAAAAAGUCUUGGAUAAUAUGAUUUCUCAAAUUCCAUUCCAGACUUUAACAGUGGAUAUUGAAAGUGCUAAUGAUCUGAUCGAUCAACAUCUCGUCGAAUAAUAAGCAAUAAGAUUUAAUUGGUUAGUAAAUUACAAUUUAGUACACAUUGCUAGCUACAACUACGGAGUUUAAGAAUCUAGUGGAAUAGUUUUAAAAUUUAAUACUUCUUAAAUUCCUGAAAAAAGCAAAUUAAGGGAAUCAAAUAAAUUCUGUAUCUAAUUAAAGAAAAUGAUAAUGUAGAAAUAAAAUAAAUUCUAAUAAUUAGCAAUAUAUUUUCAUUAGAAAAAUAUGAUGAAAUUUCAGGAUGUUUAGAAUUUUGAAUUUUAUUUUUCAUUUGCUUUGAUAGAAAAAUUCUUUCUUGUACCUGAUUUCCUAGGUAUUCCUCUAUUUGAAAGCGAAUUGUAAAUCUAAAAUUAUCAAGAUGCAUUAAUUAGAAUGUAAAAAAGCUACAUUAAAAACUUUGAUCCUGUUAAACAUGUAGAUUAUGAACCCUACAAAUCUAAUUUAGAAAUUGAUAUUGAAAGCUAUAGAUAAGCUUAGGAAUAAUAAAGAAUUCUGAUAAAUAAUAAAUUAAAUAAAUUCUGA